This is a messenger RNA of Erythranthe guttata (spotted monkey flower), 1239 nucleotides long. RefSeq lists its product as uncharacterized. The record is from RefSeq and is a predicted model, not a curated record. Lineage: Eukaryota; Viridiplantae; Streptophyta; Magnoliopsida; Lamiales; Phrymaceae.
UUACACCCCUGUACUAUGAGGGUUGUACCACUUUGCCCCCUGUACUAUAAAACGUUCCAAUUACCCCCUUUUUAUUUGUGGUCAAACGUUAAAUUAUUAACACCGUUAGUUUAAAGGUGCAAUUACAUAUCUGCCCUUAUCAGUGUAAAAUAGUAUGCUGACCCACCUUUCCUUCUCCACUAUCUCACAAUUUCACUUACGAGAACACCAUAACAAAGCAGAAAACACUCUGGGAAAAAAAUGUGAUUUGUUCUUCUUAGAAUCUUGCCAUCGUCUAAAAAUCAAACAUCAUCGAACAUUUGGUAGCUAAUUAACCGACGAAAAUUCGGACAGAAGACAUUUGAAGACCUGUGGCAAAGGAAACACAUGUUUGAUCAAUUUUACACCAUAAGAUUUCAUCAUGGAGGGACAUUAUCUGAUUCAGACUUCACAUAUGUUGGGGGUAAUGUUCAUUUCGAGGAAAAUGUUGAUCCUGACUUAAUGUCAUAUUUUGAAAUACUAGGCAGUGUUAAAGAAAUGAAAUAUCCCGUGAAUACUGUAGUUUGGUAUAAACUGCCCAAGAAAAAUGAAUUAAAAAUUAUUGGUGAUGAUGUUGGUGUUAUGGAGAUGUUCAAAAUAUUUGCUGCUGCUAAAGUGUAUGAGGUUGAUAUGUUCAUUGAUACUGUUGACAUUGAAGCAUCACUAUCUGUAUUGUCAUCGUAUGAAGUAGAUAAUAAUGCCUUAGGGGUUAGAAAUGAUAUGGGAGUUGAAAUUGAUUUGGGGGUUCAAACUGAGUUAGGAGUUAGUAAUAAUUUGGGAACUAACUUGGAUUUUGGGGAGGAAACUGAUAGUGAUCCUUCAUAUGAUGCAAACAUAGAUUGUGACGAUAGUGACACUGAUGAUGAUAGCAUGUCUGACUUUGAAUACUUUGCUGAAGGUGACACCUUGAGUGACAGUGAGUAUCCUUUAGAAAAUAAUAUAGCUGCAACUCAUAGAGUAAUUGAUGGAGUCUCAAACAAUGAGCCUGCAUUUAAUACUGGUGAAAAAGAAAUUCAGAGUAAUCCCGAAUUUUUGUCAGAACCUAGUGACUCUGAUGAUGAGUAUAUGGGAGAGAAAUUUCCAGAGUUUAAUGAAGGGACUGAUCUAAUCGAUCCAAAGCACGAAGUAGGUCUUGUUUUUGCCAACUCUGCAGUUUAUAGAAAAGCUUUGAGGCAGUUUUCAGUUAAGAAGGGAUUUGAACUCACAGUUGAAAAAAAAUGA